CCCCAUUUUUCAACAGAGGAACCUAAGAUCUAUGCCUGACAGAGCUCGCUCUCAAACCCCAGAGGCUCCAACUAAGCAGGAUUUGGUCAAGCGGCUUCCCUGCGAGAUGGGUGUUGCCAGCAUGGAGUGCAACAGUGAGAAAGAAGACACCAUGUUGCAGUCCUUGGCAGGAGGAGGCCCCUUUGCCUCCGUGGAGCCCCCCAAGAAGGCAACCGGGAGGUUGGUUAUGCACAGCAUGGUCAUGUUUGGCCGAGAGUUCUGUUACGCCGUGGAAGCGGCAUUCGUCACCCCUGUGCUUCUCAGCGUGGGCCUCCCCAAAAGCCUUUAUAGCCUCGUUUGGCUCAUUAGCCCUAUCCUUGGCUUUGUCCUCCAGCCUGUAGUGGGGUCGGCCAGUGACCACUACUCUUCUCGCUGGGGCAGGCGGAGACCUUAUAUUCUAGUCCUUGGCAUUAUGAUGCUACUGGGGAUGGCCCUGUACCUCAAUGGAGACACCGUCAUCUCAGCGCUGGUUGCUGACAGAGCCACACAGAGGACGUGGGCUAUAGUCAUUACCAUGCUGGGAGUGGUGCUCUUCGAUUUUGCUGCCGACUUUAUCGAUGGUCCCAUCAAGGCCUAUCUAUUUGAUGUCUGCUCUCAUCAGGAUAAGGAGAAGGGGCUCCACUAUCAUGCCUUCCUGACAGGUCUGGGCGGGGCCCUUGGCUACCUUACUGGUGCCAUUGAUUGGGGGCAUACUGUCUUGGGAACAUAUUUGGGAUCAGAAUUCCAGGUCAUGUUCUUCUACGCAGCUCUUGUGUUCCUGAUCUGUCUUACUGUACAUUUAUGCAGCAUUCCUGAAACAUCUCUCUCCACCCUCCCAGUAGAAUCGAAAGCCCUCCUGAAAGCCUCUCAACCCUAUGAAUAUGGCUCCAUAGAGAAAGCAAAGAAUGGUUAUUUUAAAAGUGGGUAUAAUGAAAUAAGGAUGUUAUCUCAUCAGGGGCAGCCCACUAGAAAAGCAGACAUCCAGGUCCAGAGGCAAAUGACCAUUAGGUCCCUCCUCAAGGCCGUUCUAAGCAUGCCUUCGCACUACCGCUGCUUGUGUGUGAGCCAUUUGAUGGGAUGGACAGCGUUCCUUUCUACUAUGCUCUUCUUCACUGAUUUUAUGGGACAGAUUGUAUUCAGUGGUGAUCCUUAUGCACCUCAUAACUCCACAGAAUAUAUGACUUAUGAAAGGGGAGUAGAGAUUGGAUGCUGGGGGAUGUGCAUCAAUGCAGUUUCUUCCUCACUCUAUUCCUACUUGCAGAAAGCCCUUCUACCUUACAUAGGAUUAAAGGGACUUUAUUUCAUUGGGUACUUGCUCUUUGGCCUUGGGACAGGGUUUAUUGGACUUUUCCCCAAAGUGUAUUCUACUCUGGCUCUAUGUUCCCUAUUUGGUGUCAUGUCCAGCACGUUAUACACUGUACCAUUCAACCUCAUUGCUGAUUAUCACAGGGAGGAAGAGACUCAGAGCAGAGGAAAAGAAGAUGGUGCUUUCCGAGGCAAAGGAGUAGACUGUGCUGCCCUCACUUGCAUGGUUCAGCUGGCCCAGAUCCUUGUUGGUGUGGGUCUGGGCUUCCUGGUCAGUGUUGCUGGUAGCGUGGUGGUGGUGGUGAUUUCCGCCUCGGCCAUUGCCUUAUUCGGCUGCUGCUUUGUAGCAUGUUUUGUCCGCUACGUGGAUGAAAACAAUAAAUAGUGGAUGGUUGGGAAAACUGCUGCCUUUGGAUCAAGCAAGGAGAAAGAAGGUUGGCUUUCGAUGAUGAAACCACAAACUGGGGGUGGGAGAUCCCAAUAUAGUAAGUACAAGGAAGGGUGCUGAGCUGAUUUUAGGGAUAGGGUUCGGCAUGUUGGACGGUUCCUCUAAAUCUUUGGACUAAAAGCCAAAAGCAGGUUCACGACUCCCACAAUAUUGGUGUCGCCAGCCUACAGUGAAUCCAUUUUCUCACUUGGUGUGUGGUCUCUCUUUCUUUGGGGAUUCUUUUCCAUCUCCUACAAUUCAUCCAAAAAAUUCUCUGAGGAGAAUUCUGGGAGUCUCGGUCCACAAACCCACAACUUACAGCUACCUACAUUUCAUUCACCUGGAGCAGGGUCUACCUCUAAUAAUGGUGGUCUCCAUUUUUUGUUCUUAACAUUAAAAAAAGAAAGGAGAAAAAAAAAUAAGAGAUCAUGAUGCUUCCUGGAAACCACAAACCCACAGCCUAUUAGGCUAUGUGGAAGGUUCCUCCAGAAAAAGAAUGAAGCUCUGUGGCAGCUUCGGGUUUUUUUUUGUUUUGUUUUUACAUUAAUAAUAGGAAACAAAGAACGCAGAAGGCCCAGAAGCCUUGGAGGGAGGCCAUGCUCCAGGUGAGUGAAAUGUAGGUGUCUUGUCAGUGUGGUGGGGGGGCUGAAACUCCCAAAUUUUUGGCUGGGGAAUUCUUGGAUAAUUCUGGAUGUUGGAGGCAAAAACAUGCACACAGAACCACACACCUACUAGUAACACUUCUGCUGCUGUUUUGGGGUUGGCAAAACACGAAGGCAUUUGUUCUGCCACAAAGCUGAGUCACACCUAUGCUAUGGUCAAGUGGGACUUAAAAGUUCUUCUCAGGAAUCUGUAUGUCAGAGGAUAGCUAAUUUUAAGCUUCUAUAGACAUCUCCGUCUGUGG
Messenger RNA from Pogona vitticeps (central bearded dragon), 2654 nucleotides. It is a transcript of the gene SLC45A2, whose product is annotated as solute carrier family 45 member 2. Gene Ontology annotation, biological process: transmembrane transport. Lineage: Eukaryota; Metazoa; Chordata; Lepidosauria; Squamata; Agamidae. Gene Ontology annotation, molecular function: sucrose:proton symporter activity. Gene Ontology annotation, cellular component: membrane. The record is from RefSeq and is a predicted model, not a curated record.